AUGUCGUCCUCUCCUCCACCGAAGCGGCGUUUUGUGCCGGAGCCUGUGGAAACCACAACAAAGUCUUCUCGAAGAUUUGUGCCGGAGCCCGUGGAAACAACAACCAAGUCGUCAAGACGAUUUGCGCCGGAGCCUGUGGAAACCACUGUCAAGUCGUCGCGUAAAUUUGCACCGGAGCCUGUGGAGACAACAACAAAGUCCUCUCGCAAAUUUGCCGCUGAGCCGAUUGAGACCACGACCAAAAGUUCACGGAGAUUUGCACCGGAGCCGGUUGAAACGACUGCUAGAAGCAGCAAAGAUAGGCUGCCACCUGCGGAUGAAGCCGCACCGCGGAGGCGGUUCGCUCCGCAGCCCGUCGAAACGACAGUGAGAAGUCACCGGGCCGGAGCUGAAAAUGGCGUAAACGGCGCUGAUGUGCGGAGCUCUGACACGAGCUCCUCCGAGAGCCAGGCUUCUCCGCAGAUCGACGGCCCCCCGCAAUCAGCAACGAAGCCUCGACGCAAGUUUGCGCCGCAGCUCAUUGAGACGGCCAAGCGCACCAGGAAAGCAGGGGAUGUUGGCCCUGUAGUGAAUGAGGGAGAUAGAACCGAAGCGACCCCUGGUAACGGCGCGCGCAGCCCGGGCAAGCGACAGCGCGUUCUGCGCGCGCCGGUCCCACCUUCAAACACCCCCUUGCCUACACCAAGCAGCCCCCUCUCACAAAUGCCCACCCUUCGCGAUGCCCGCCGUCUUGGAAUACCUACCCGCAGCGACUCUAUAAGCAGCAACCGUUCGCACUCCUUCAGGAUUCCUGACUUGGACACCAUAGAGUCUUCGGAGUCUGAAGAGGAAGGGACGCCAUCCUUGUCUACUACGCCAUCUGCUGAAUCGGACUCGGAGCAGUCAUAUCUGUAUUAUCAUGCCACACGGCGCAGAGAGAGUGUAGACGAGCGAUUCUCUGGCUAUCUACUGGAAAUUGCCGCCAAGGCAGCGGAGAAGCAGAUGAGAGAAGCGGCGAUGGCAGCCUUCCCCAACGACGAGCACCACGAGCCCGUUUCCCAUUUCCUUGGCGAGGAGGAAGACGAAUCGGCGGUUGAAACCAUGGAAGAUGUGAACGAGAGCCGCCGGGAGUCGUUCACAAAGGUGAACUGGGAGCUCGUAGCCAUGCAGAAGCAUGUGGAGGAGAAAGACAGUGGACAAGGUGAAGACCAGGGCGAGAAGGUGAAGAAAGCAGCCGAGCCCACAAAGAAGAACAUUUGGGGCGAGCCUCAAUGGGGAGCGAAGCCAACUAAGGGCACAGCGGGAAACACUGCGGCGAAGGGUGCAUGGGCAAAUCCGUUUGAAAGCCAACGCGGUCGUCCGGAUGAACAAGAGAUGAGGGGGAUGCAGCGAGGGGCAAGGCCACCGAUGCUUGGUGGCGAUAUUGUUUUCCCACGCUGCCCUUCACCGGAGCCCGCAAGGUUCGACGUUACGCAAGGUUCUGAGGCGCUCAAGAAUUCAAUGUGCUACCUAACGGAGCAGAGCAUGCCUAAUGAGCCUCAGGGAUUGUGGUGGCAUGAGAGGAAGAAAGAAGAACAGAAGCAGCAGGAGGAGCACAAACAGAAAGAAGAGCAUAAACUCGACGCUCCGAAGCCGACUGGAUUGUCUGCCAAGGAGGGCCGCCGAUCAAAGCCACCGACGCUACUGUGGUCAAACCAAGGGAGUCGCUCUUCCAGCCCGAUCGGUUUGUGGAACGGAUGCUGCCUUGGGCCCGGCUCGAGGGAGAGCACCAAGCAGGCGGGCAUGCUUACACCAGCGAUCGAAGUGGACAAUCCCUUUGACAGCCCGCCGCCAACUCCUGCAAGAGCGCCGCCAUCUCCGCCGCCGUCUAAUCCUGACAUGGCAAGCAUCGACGACAAGCUCGCUGCACAAAAGGCACUUGAAGACGAAUUUGACGACGCCUUUAUUACGCAGGUGUACAACUACCUGUCUCUCGGGUAUCCUUCGUUGGCGCGAAAGUUCGAUGAUGAACUGAGCAAGAUCAGCCGCAUCCCGGUCGAAGAACUGCGGCAGGACGAUGAACUCGCCCAGGCGAGAGGAUACAUUCGGCUCGGCGAGGACAACAACGCCAGAGAUGCAGGUAUCACCGAAGACACUUGUAUGCGCUGGCGGGCGUUGAGGACGUACAUUUUCGAGUGGGCGAAGCAGCAGCCACGCUUCCUUCAUGCGGGCUAUGCGCUCGGUGGGUUUGGCGUUGGGGCCCGGCGCGGCAGUUGGGCAUGGUAA
Messenger RNA from Diplodia corticola, 2244 nucleotides. RefSeq lists its product as uncharacterized. Lineage: Eukaryota; Fungi; Ascomycota; Dothideomycetes; Botryosphaeriales; Botryosphaeriaceae. The record is from RefSeq and is a predicted model, not a curated record. Bases 1 to 2244 code for a protein of 747 amino acids. The transcript has a single exon.